Molecule: messenger RNA, 7524 nt
Organism: Harpia harpyja (harpy eagle)
Lineage: Eukaryota; Metazoa; Chordata; Aves; Accipitriformes; Accipitridae
Gene: PTBP3
Product: polypyrimidine tract binding protein 3
Exons: 16
Coding region: 280-1836 (518 amino acids)
Biological process (GO): regulation of RNA splicing; mRNA processing
Cellular component (GO): nucleus
Molecular function (GO): mRNA binding
Source: RefSeq, a predicted model, not a curated record
UUUUUCCUUUGCCUAUUGGUAUUCCAGAAUCCAAGGCCUCGGAAGUUUGACCGUGGUAGAAGAUUCAGCUGUCCCAGGAAAGUAACUGUGCCUAAGGUUGUGGAAUUGCCCUCUAAGCUGAGUGUAUGGUUUGCAUGAUAUCCCUGUUCACUUUCAACUAGUAUGGUCUGUGGACAUGACUUUCAUGUUGGAGUAAGAGGCGGCAUUUCUGACACUGCGGCAGACUGGUGUGGACCUCAGUAGCUUCUUUCUUCUGGUGUCAGUAACAGGCCUUUCACCAUGAACAAUUCUACUCCAGCUACAGGUGAUGAGAAUGAUGAGAAGAAACUUAGAGAAGGGAGAUCGCCACGCUCAGCUUCACGUGUCCUUCAUCUUGGUCAAAUUCCAAGUGAUGCGACUGAAGCAGAUGUCAUUUCAUUAGGCCUCCCUUUUGGCACAGUAACCAACCUCUUGAUGCUAAAAGGGAAAAACCAGGCAUUUUUGGAAAUGGCUUCUGAAGAAGCUGCGGUUACUAUGGUGAACUACUAUACUACUGCUAGACCUUACCUCUGCAGUCGGCCUGUUUAUAUUCAGUAUUCCAACUACAGAGAACUUAAGACUGACAAUCUACCUAAUCAGGCUAGAGCCCAAGCUGCAUUGCAAGCUAUGAAUGCUAUGCAGUCUGGAAACCUGGCUACUGCAAGUACUCCCAUUGCUGAAGGUGGGCCCCUUCCAAGUCAAGGUUCUGUUCUUUGGGUCAUUGUUGAAAAUCUUCUCUACCCUGUCACUUUAGACGUGCUGUGUCAGAUUUUCUCUAAAUUUGGUUCUAUCUUGAAGAUUAUCACCUUCACUAAGAACAGUGUGUUCCAAGCUUUGAUCCAGUAUGCUGAUCCAAUGAAUGCAUAUUAUGCCAAAACGGCUCUGGAUGGCCAAAGUAUUUACACUGCAUGCUGCACUCUGCGUAUUGGUUUCUCCAAGUUAGCUAGCCUUAAGGUAAAGUACAACAAUGAGAAAAGCAGAGAUUUCACUCGCCUUGACCUUCCUUCUGGUGAUAGCCAACUGCCCCUGGAGCCAUGCGUAGCUCCUGCCUUUGGCACCCCAAAUGUUAUCUUCUCAUCAUAUGCAGGGCCUGCUGAGUUUGCCCCAGGCAUGGGCUUUGCUGAAGCUGCUGGUGUUUCAGUUCCAGGUAUUCCUGGAGCACUUGGUUCUGUCACAGUCACCGCACCUGGACAGAUGACUCCUCCUGGUGUUUUUGGUGUUCCAGGAAAUUCUGUUUUACUAGUCAGCAACCUCAACCCUGAAGCCAUCACACCAUAUGGACUUUUCAUCCUGUUUGGUGUGUAUGGUGAUGUGCAUCGUGUGAAGAUCAUGUUUAACAAUAAAGAAAAUGCUUUGAUUCAGAUGGCACAUGCAUUCCAGGCUCAAUUAGCUAUCAGCUACUUGAAUGGACUGACGCUUUAUGGAAAGGUCCUCCACACUAGUCUUUCAAAAUAUCAGGCAGUUCAACUUCCUCAUGAGGGACAACGGGACCAAGGUCUGACAAAGGACUACAGCAACAGCCCUUUACAUCGCUUUAAGAAGCCUGGCUCUAAGAACUUCCAAAACAUCUUUCCUCCAUCUGCCACCCUGCAUCUCUCCAACAUCCCGCCUUCUGUUACUGUUGAUGAUCUGAAGAACCUUUUUGCCAGUACAGGAUCUACUGUGAAAGCCUUCAAAUUCUUCCAACACAAUUACAAAAUGGCUCUUAUCCAGCUGGGCUCUGUGGAAGAAGCAGUUCAAGCUCUCAUUGCGCUUCACAAUCAUGACUUUGGAGAAAACCAUCACCUCCGAGUUUCUUUCACAAAAUCUACAAUCUGACUUUUCUGUGAACUUUCCUUUAAGACUGCAUCACAGUUUUAGUAAAAUCUUCCAACAGGGACUGAAACAGCUGUGACCAGCUCUGUCUCUCAAAAGAAAAAGCUCAUUCAUACACAAAGAAUUAAGUAAUGAUCUUUCCUCAGUUUAGCUGCCAGUACGUGAUCAAAGUUUAAUAUUAAUCCAUAGAGAGAUGAUUCUGUGAAAUUGCUUUAGCAACAAUAUGUAUCAUCAAAUUUCCUACUUAAAAUUAUACUUAGAGAACAUCCUUUUACCUUUUGUCCAAAAUCAGCCUUACAAAACAUUUGGAGUGCUUUUACAGUAUACCAAACAAAUAAUAUUUCUAACAAAAUGGCGAAUCUACUCUAUACAGAUUGAACACUAAUUUGAAUGUGAAAUAGUGCUUGGGUUUCUUGAAGAAAAGCAAGCACUGACUGGGAUUGUCCUCUAAAUAGUAUUUAUGUAACCAGGGGUUUUUUUGAAAACAAUAAGUCUGUGCUGUUCAUAUGGGUUAAAUUAUUAGAGAAAAGGCAGUGCCUUCUCUGUGGAGUAAAAGAUAUUUGAGAAGUUUCUUCAAGAUGUGGUAUCAGAGACUUAGCUUGACUUAACCAUGGAAUGGAAGUUUGAUGUCUUAUUUUUACUAUGAAGUGAUGUGUAAUAGUAUUUUGGAGAAAAUAAGACAAGAAAAUAGUCCUGAUUUCAAAGAAUUUUUUACAUUUCUUUAAAGAAUAAAAUGUUUACAGUGUUAGGGAAAAUAUUCAGGUCUAUGAUAGUUUGACAAGUUUUUAAGAAGUUAUUUUUGUUAAAGUCAUUUUGGGGCAGAAAGAUUAAACCUCAAGAGUUUUUUCUACCACUAUAAUGUCUAAUUCCUAAAUUACUAUGUAUUUACUUAAUUUCUUAUUAUGUGCCUUACUAUGUGCUUAUGAUACAAUAGCUUAGAGUUUUUUCUAAAGUGUCUUGAAAAAAAUAUUGUGGCCUUUGUGAAAAUUCUCUUCUUCCUCUUUUUGGUAAUGUUUCCCUUAAUACUUUUAAUUUUUUUUUUUUAAUUAGGUAAUACUCUGAAUUCUAGUCUCUUCUGCUUUAGUAUAGAGAUUGGAUAGAGGUGGGAAUGAGGUUUAAUUCAUUGCAUAAUCAUGUAGGGAUUCUUUGAAUUUACCUUGUUGCAGUUGUCUGAUACCAGUACUUGGCUGAAAAAAAUUUCACACCCAGAGAAGUGCACUAAAAAAAAACUAUAUAGAGACACCAAACAGCAAAUUCACUGCAGUUUCUGGACUUCAUCUAACUUUGAGAGACAUUGGGUGUAUCAGAAUAUUCUCUUUUGGGUUCCUGCAUUUUUCUCUCAGUAUUGAACUUGAAGUAAUAAAGAGCUGUUGUUCUUUCCUUUGUAAGAAUGCAAAAAUGUUCGAUACUGAAUGUCUGUUUCUCUUUGGAGAAUGAGCUGAGAUGCAAUUAGUUUUGGUGUUGAAAGUACAUAUGAACUUCAGUGACUUCUGACUGUAUUUUAAAAAGUUAAAUUUCUUUUUAAGAGAUUUUUCUUUCCAGUAUUUACUUAACCACCUUUUAAAGAGGUAGUCCUGUCAAACAUAAUAUGUAUUUACUUCUAAGUACUGCAGAAUUUGUUUCUGCUGUAAUAUUUUGGCACUCAUUCUUUUUUUUUUUUUUUUUUUCAUUAGGCUGUAUGACUCAUUUCUGUCUUUCUAGAAGGGGCAUGUUUCUACCAUGAUACGGCUAUUCUGGAGUAAGCUUUUUCAAAUUUUCUCUCUGAAAUAUUUUUGCAAAAUCAGCAGGGUACUAGCUUGCCUUCUUUUCUUGUGUGUAAAUUAAUUAGAGUUACAGCAGCCAAUCAUAGUAAAGAUGGUGCCAAACCUGCUAUACUGCAACAAAAGGGUGCUAUUUGACAGUAGACAGAAUGCUGACUAAAUACGUAUGUAGCUAUAAUAAGUGCUGUACAACACAAAUAAAUAAAUAUUCAGAAUGUACUAUUUACUGGAAAGUUAAAUGGCUUAGUAGUAACAGACAAUGUUAUCUCUGGGAUUUGAGGUAGUCUUUCCAUUUUCCCCUUUCUGAAAUAGCUAAUUCAGUUCCAUGAAGUUUGAAACUAAGUAAUUGUGUGGUGCCAGAGCACCAUAUUAACAAGGGACACAUGAAUGAUUUUAGCAAAGUGCAGUUGUAAGCAAGCUUGUUCAUUUGCAUAAGCCCUUUUCUACAAGAUACUUAAUACUGUCUGUGUUUUGCCUUGUUAGCAGUCACACUGAUAUCAGUUAAAGAGAAUCUUGCUGGACUGGGAAUGUUGCUUGUUUACUGCACAUAAAUUGCUUUGAUAAUGCUAGCCCAUAUGAAAAAUGCUUUGUCACUUUUCUUAAGAAUUACAGCUACAGAAGAGAGGAAUCAUGCUAGAUCUGAAUGUAACUCUAAAGCAGGAAAAAAAGAACCUUAAAUUUGAAAGCUAACAUUGGCACAUAUAAUAUAGCAGAAGAUGGGAAAGCUUAAUCAAACAUAAAGGGAUGAGGGCCUCUGACAUUCUUUCAAAACCAGAAAGGAAUAAUUUCUUGGUUUUAACUUAAUGUUGAGAGUAGAGCUAAUGUCAGCUCUGGACUGUUGGCAGUUUGAAAUGUAGAGGUCUACAGUUUAAAUUAGCAGAGACUUACAAUUUUUUAAUUUAAGAAAAAUCUGGGUGGUGGAUGUUUGCUUUUUGGCUUUGUAUAUACAUUUAUCAUUUAUCUUUUUAUAAUUCUUCAUUGUUGUUGUUCUGUUUCUGCAGUUGAAUUAUUCUUGUCAACUUACUUUUAGAUUUUUUUAUAUCUUAAAGAUGCUGCCUCUUAGGGAGAUCUGCUUUUACAGAAGUGCAGACAAGCUUUAAAACUAACAGUACAUCUUAAUGUUUGCUUAGCAGAAUGAAGGCCCUAGUUAAGGCUAGUUUAUCUCAUUCAGUAUUCUGCCUUGAAUAAUUAAAAGCAAAACCAUAGUCCCUUUUUUAUCGUAAAGCAUUGUCAGUGAAGGAUCAGGACAAAAUGAAUAAUUCUUAUACUUUGUGCUUGACUCGUUAGUUAGUGCCUGGCUGCAAAAGCACAGUUGCAUCUCAGCUCUUGAUUCUCUAAAGCAUAUAUGAGCAGACCCCUUGAUAUCUGUGAAAAGAGCAGGAUUUGGGAAAGAAUAGGAUUAUUCUACAGAUUCUUACAGUGAUACAAGCUGGAAAGCAGCCUCUGGAGGCCUUAAUCCUACCUCUCACUCAGAUUAGGGCCAACUUCGAGCAGUUGCUCAGAGAAUUGUCCAGUUAAGUUUUCAGUAUUUCUAAGAAUGGAGAUUUCACAAGUUCAUAAUAUCUUUAAUAUAGAUUCUUAAUUUCUGUUUAAAUUAUUUGUGAAGUACCUGGUAAUGUGCACAGUGUAACUUAUAUUCUAAAACACUAGUGGUUAUUACCCUGACUACAGGUGCUGGAAAUGGUUGAGGGUAGAGUUCUCUGCCUAUGUAUAUGUCAAGUCCACAAAACAGCUGUGGAUUACCUCUAGCUCUGUUUUUUGGGGGUGGAUGCAUACUUGGUUCAAAGUGUACUAAGGCCUUUUUAACAACCCAGGAGCAGCUUAGUGCCUUUUCAAAUGACCUGUGAUUUGAUGCAUAAUAGCAAAACUUUUGCUUUGAAUUUCUUCAAAUGUCUUUGAACAUCAGAACAAAUUUAUGAAACUUUGAUUCAUAAUUUGACUUGGUUGCCUUGUCAGCUGGUCCUGUCAAUUGCACUUUUUUUGCACACUGAUAGAUUGAGGUCCUUUUUAUGCCUAAGAUAUUCCACAUACCUGAGAUUUGCCUUCAUAUGACAUUUUCUGAUUACAGAAACACAGGCAAACCUGUGUUUGUAUGCUGAGAAAACUAUUUGCCUCUCUUGAUAAUACUGCCAGUGUGGUUUGUGUGAUCAAAUAUCUUGCCCUCCUCUGAUUCAUGUCAGUAGGAGAGUCAUGAGUUUUGGUGUUUUUUUUUUUUUAUAAGGGAUGUGGACCUACUACUUGGCAUUGUAUACCAUUAGGUCAUACUGCUGUUUUUCAAAUUAGAGGUCACUUGCUUACAAAAAGCAUUGUUUUACCUUUGCCUUUCGCCCUGGUAUGUUGUUAACUAGAGCAGGACUACCAGACUUAGUGUUGUUACCAUUGUGCUGAAAGGAUUGUGUACUGGUCAGAUUGCACAGAAUUUUUUCUUCAGAUUAACUUUAUCUUUUAACUGUCUUCUGAAGAUUUAUUUGCUAUAUACAAGGCUGUUUGCCUGCUCUUUUCAAAGCAAAUUCUAACAGUGAGGAAUUAUGAAUUAUUUCAAAAAAGAAUGGAAAAAUUCUGAGGUAUUUAACUUCAGGGUUUUAUUGAGGGGAGGAUGGGGGGCAGGAACAAAAUUGGACCAAAGUUUAUGUGCCUUCAGUAGUUUUACAUGUAGGGUUUUUUCAUAUCUGUUGCUGUCUUAAGUAUAAUAAAUAAAUUUUUUCCCCUGGAUAUUGUAUAUUUAUAUUGUUAAGAAUGAAUGUUGUCCACUGACUAUACAAGAAGUGAAUUACAGCUGUUUCAAUACAGAUUUAAUUAUUUCUCUGCUUUUACCAUUGCAGGUUUUUUUCUUUUGUACUGCAAUAUGCAGGAAUCCAAACAUAACCUGCAUAUUUCUAACUUUGAAUAGUAAUAACAUGUUGUGCCUGGAGCAGUCCCAAAGAAAAAAAAUGCUGACGUAGUUGAAGGUCUGUUGAUGGAUCUAGAAAGCUUUUAUCUUAGCAUACUAAUGUCAUCACUGUAAGCAGUUUUUCAGUUCUUGGAAACUGUGCAUUAUUUGUGAGUAGGAAGCUACCACCCUUGUACUUAGUUAAUUUAAAGCACUUUCCAAUUCUUUUUGAUAUGUUAUCCACUUUCUGCAAAUGUUCACCCUCGAACUGCAGCAGCACAAGACAAAGGUUGCUAACCAAGCAGAUUCUUGCAUCAGAAUGUCACCUCACUCUGUGACCAAAGACUGACUGUUCUGGUUUUACUGAGGCAUUUUGUGGAAAACCUGUUUUCUCUCGUGCUCCUUUCUGAUGGGAAGACCCAAUGCAAAGUGGCCUUUAUUUGAGACUACUAUUGGUGGAUGAAACACAGUGGAAAAUGAGAUCGUAAUGUGAACCAAAUGGUGCGAGAUAAUGCAAAAGGUUAAUGGACUACUUUUAGUGCUGUAUUCAAGACACACAACGCAUAGCUAAGAAUUGCUGACAUUCCCUCAUUUUACACGAUCUGUUCAAAAAAGUUCCCUUUCAGUUUAUAAAAAGUGUUCAUCUAGCACAAGAAAAUGCUGUAAAUAUUUGUAACAUCAUGUUUUGGUUUUUUUAAACCUGGCAAAAAAGUGUUUUGGGGAACAAAUGGAAGUGUAAAAUUUUUUUAUGUAAAAAACCAAUUGUCUUGUAUAUUUUAGUAAGCAACCGCUUUCAUUCGUAAACAUCUCAUGGCAUUGCAGAAAAAGGAUUCCAUGUCUGUUGAGAUGACUUAAUAUUACGUCUUCUUUUCAGUUUUAAGGAAACCUAUUUUCUGACUGUGUAGUGCAUGGUUAAUUUGAUUUUGUUUAUGCUUCAAUAUAUUCUCUUUCUUUUAGGUUAGUAUAUUUGAUGAUUACUUGGUAUCUAUACCUAACUCUUCUUAGCUCUAGUUGUUGUAACAUGCAUUUUAAUAAAUGUGAUUACAGUUGUAUUCUAUCAAA